Lichtheimia ornata is the source of this 2682-nucleotide messenger RNA. RefSeq lists its product as uncharacterized. Gene Ontology annotation, molecular function: microtubule motor activity; microtubule binding; ATP binding. The coding region runs from base 1 to 2682 and encodes 893 amino acids. NCBI's taxonomy places the organism in Eukaryota, Fungi, Mucoromycota, Mucoromycetes, Mucorales, Lichtheimiaceae. The record is from RefSeq and is a predicted model, not a curated record. The transcript is spliced from 10 exons. Gene Ontology annotation, biological process: microtubule-based movement.
AUGAGUAACACACGUUUCCUUGAUACACUAAGAAAGUAUGAUUUGCAACAGUAUUAUCCCAGUCUUUAUUCUCAAGGCAUGUCGACUUUGAACGUUUUGGCAGAGCUAUCGAUGCAGGAUUGUACUCGACUUGGCGUACGUUCGAUCGAUGACAAGCGUAGAUUUAUGGCCUUGGCUGACGACGUUAAGCGACAACUGCAAAGCAAAGCAACCGUAUCACAGCAUGCUCCUAUCAAACGAUCUUCAGCAACGACUCCUCCACAUACAUCGGUUGCAAGGAAACGACAACAUGUUAUUCCCGCAUCAUCGUUGCCUUCAGAGAAACAAGCUCGACGUAUGACCAUUGCACCACAAACCGUUCAACGAGCCAACAUCACACGUGCUGGUAUCGCAUCAUCUAUAACAGCCGUCAAUAAUAGCAAUGCAUCCUCCACUACAACUACUACAACUACUACCAAUGCACGCAACAAUCGACGUUUAUCCUAUCUUCCUCGUCAACAUCGAUCUCCAAUCCGUCAACCACAACACCGAUCUCCUAUUCGCAAACCAAACACGGCAUCAUCAUCCUCAGCUCAUAGCCCUAUACGUAAAUCAACCACAACAGUAGCAGCUUCGUUACCCCAUAGUCCCAUUCGUCGACCAAUAACAUCAUCCUCUGGAUCCAGUCCCUUACGACCCACUACCAACAGCAAAACACCACCCAAAUUGCCAAAGUUUAUGGAAGAAACAGGUGUGGAAGUGAAGCCAGCUGAAGAACCUGUUCAAGUUCAAAAGCAGCCGACACGUUAUUUGGAUGCAUAUGGUAUCCCAGUCAACGCACCACCUAGGCAACGGCGACUUAGCAACGACGGCCUACCUGGAUCAUCAUCUGCUACUGGCACUUCAAUCAUGUCAUUUGAAGAAUAUAUUCGUGCACGUGCAAAUAAGACGACCAUCCAAGCUUCAAGCGGCGCAAAUAAUGGCAACAGUGAUCUGCAUCAACGUAUACGUGUUUGUGUCAGGAAACGCCCCCUCAGCAAAAAGGAAAUCAAUCAUGGCGAAAUGGAUGUUGCGCCCGUUGUCAGUGCAAGAACGAUCCAAAUCAAUGCUCCCAGGACACGUGUGGAUCUCACUCGAUUUACGGAGCAGCACUCAUUUACAUUUGAUGACGUCUUUGAUAGCAGCACUACCAACAUUGAUAUCUAUCGGCGAACAGCCUAUCCAUUGGUGGAAUAUAUGUUUGGUGGUGGGAAAGCAACAUGUUUUGCAUAUGGUCAAACUGGUAGUGGCAAGACGUAUACCAUGUUGGAUCCCAAACACGGUCUCUAUGUACAAGCUGCUCAUGAUAUUUUCCACAUGCUUGGCAAGCCCCAAUAUUCACAUCUCUCUGCCUGGGUUGGCUUUUAUGAGAUCUAUCAAGGGCAGCUUUAUGAUUUGCUCAAUCAAAGGAAGCGGUUAACACCUCGCGAGGAUGGCAAUAGCAAUGUUGUUAUUGCAGGCUUGAAAGAGUUUCCGAUCAAGGACGUUGACAGGUUGAUGGAGGUCUUUGAUUUUGGUAGCCAGGCCCGUACAACAGGCAAAACGGGUGCCAACAACAACUCCUCUCGAUCACAUGCUGUCUUACAAGUGUUGCUUAAAUCAAAAGGAGACAAUACGGCAAUCCAUGGAAAGCUCAGCUUUAUUGAUCUGGCAGGAAGUGAACGAGGUGCUGAUCGAGGCGAGGCAAAUCCAAAAACCAGGAUGGAAGGUGCUGAAAUCAACAAGAGCUUGUUAGCAUUAAAGGAGUGUAUUCGUGCCCUUGAUCAAGAUAAACGACAUACGCCUUUCCGAGGAAGCAAGCUGACGCAAGUUUUACGAGACUCGUUUGUCGGCGACUCACGAACGUGUAUGAUUGCGACCAUUUCACCCAAUAACCCCAACAGUGAGCAUACCUUGAACACUUUACGAUAUGCUGAUAGAGUCAAGGAACUCAAAGGGGAAUCCGAUCCACGGUUGCUAGCUGAAACAAGAGCAGAAUCACAGGAUUUGAUGCCACAAGAUGAUAUUGCCAGCAAUGCCAAUUCGGAUGCUUUGUGGGAUGACGACCAGACUGAGAACCUUUUGGAUAUCGAUUUCCCCAGCCAAAUGAGCUCCACGGCAUUAGAGACCCCUAAAUCACACCAUCCAGCAGCUGGAAGCGGCGGCGAUGGUGACAUGCCUGAUAGGCAACGACACAUGAUGCGACGACUAUCAUCACCACCUGCAGAGGUAUUUGAGCUGGCACCCGAAGAACCGUUUCAGGAUGAGGAUACCAUCAUGACCCACCAUGAUCAACAGGACCCACCACCACAAAAACAUGAACCACAGCCCAUGGAAUUGCAACAAGAAGAAGAGGAGGAGGAGGACUCCAAUAGCAAAGAAGUUUCGGUGCAGCAGAUACGCGAUUUUAUCAGCUUGCAUCGUGCACAAAUCAAAGAGCUUGAUACUUGCAUACAACGAGAAAAGCGGAUGGUGUCCAACCUAUCAUUAGCGGUCUCCAGCCAUUAUGAUUGCAGCGAAAACAAUGGACCUGAAGAGAGCAAGGAGAGCCAUGAAAAAACUGUUUCAUUGUACCAGUCCUAUCUCAAAGAUCUUGACGACGUGCUCGAUGAAAAGUAUCAUUAUGUCGAGGCUUUAAGAGAAAAGGUCAAACGAGAAAUGAGAAUCAUGCCUGAUAGUAUAUAA